Helianthus annuus (common sunflower) is the source of this 501-nucleotide messenger RNA. RefSeq lists its product as uncharacterized. The transcript has a single exon. The record is from RefSeq and is a predicted model, not a curated record. NCBI's taxonomy places the organism in Eukaryota, Viridiplantae, Streptophyta, Magnoliopsida, Asterales, Asteraceae. Bases 1 to 501 code for a protein of 166 amino acids.
AUGGAGGCGGUGAAGGAGGUGGGUUCGGAGUCUUCGUGCUCGUUUAUUAGAUGCCGCUGGGUCCCUGCGAAGUGUAACAUUCUUAUAUGGAUGUCGUGUUUGGACCGUAUCCCGACUAGACAAGCGUUAGCCAGGAGGAACUUUAGUAUUGAUUCGGAGGAUUGUGUUUUAUGCGGAGAAGCGAUAGAAUCGUGGAUCACAUUUUCUCGGCUUGUGAGGUCUCGCAUCAGUUCUGGAGUCGGUUUUGUAUAUGGGCGAAAAUUCCUAAGUUUUUUGUUUUCGGACCUUAUGGAGGUGCGGAAUUUCGAUGCGGUUCGUAAAGAGGCUAUGGAAAUCAUUCAGGGUCUUAUUUAUGUGGGUUGUUGGUGUAUUUGGAAAGCGAGGAAUAACAAGUUAUUUUCUAAUGGGGAGGGGAAAAGCGAGGAUAUUUUUGGGGAGGUUAGAUCUUUAGGUUUCUUUUGGUUUAAGUGUCGGUCGAAGAUUGGCUCUGUAGAUUGGUAA